AAACAGGAGGAAGAUAGUUCUAACUACAAUCUCUCAUCAGUCUUUAAAGGGAAAAAGUAUUGACUUAACCAUCAAAAACCUGCAUGUCUCUUAAAAAGUGUAAACAAAAAGUUCACUAAAUACCAAGCCAUUUAUGGAUAUGAGGUGAAAUAACUGUUUUGAUAUGUGCUCCUCAGUGUUUUUCAAAGCUGUGGACCUGCUUUGUAUCAACCCUGUAUGCGUAAAUCAGAGGACAAGUAAAUACCUUCUCUUCAGAGGGUAACUCUCUGAGCAUCUAAACUUUUACCAAAUGAAGAUGAGUGUCAGAGUUAAUGGCAAGGUCAGGAAAGAAAAAGCAGAUUUGUUUAAUCUUGAAAAUAUUGUCAUUUCAAAACACAGGCUUAACAAAACUGGACAAAAACAAUCAAACGAGUAUUGAUUCCAACUGCAAGAGGUCGUGGUCAGAUUUUGGCAGAAGUAGGGAGUGACGGUGUAAUGGUAUAUGGAUUCUUAGCACAAUUUGUUACUCGUUUAAACGCCACGGCCUACUUGAGUGUUGUUGCUGCUCCAUCCCUUUAUGAGGCUCAGUGCAUCCAUCUUCUGGGAAAGCUUUUUCUACUUUUUUUUGUUUUAUGAAGCUGACGAUUUCACUGUGCUGCUCUGAGCUAGAGCCAACAAAUCAGCAACAAGUGGAGAUCUAUCAAGUUAAUAUUGUGCAAAAAUUGUAAGGAAAAAAUAUUCCAACACAUUGUUGUUGAAUCUGUGCAACAAAACAUUAGCGUAAUUCUGAAGACAAAAGUUGAACCUACUGCUAGUGAUUUCUACCUAAUGAAGUGGCCACUGAGAGUUUACCUUCAAUAUGCCAGAAUCUUCAGUUUCUGAUAAAACUGUUGUGUUUUGUCUGAUCUGCGAAGUUUAUGAACAAAUCAACAGCAAAAGUGGUGGUCCAAUUUUUCUUUCUAAAUAAUUCCCUUCAUAAGAUAACUGCAAGCUCUUCUUACAUAAGGGAAUGUUGACAGCAAGUUUGUAAAGUAAAAUAUUAACUCCCUUCACCUGUAAUCUUGCAGUGGGUGGUUUCACCAAAUGUCAAAGGUCGUACUCGCUUGACAGAGAUUGAAAAGAUUGGUGAAUUUCUCAGUAUACAGGCAUGGGAGCUUGAGGAGUUCAUCUACUUGUUUUAUUGAUCUUGCAUGAAGACCCACCGCACUGGAGAAAGACGCAACAAUGAAGUUUGAGAAUGUUCUUGCUGAUAUUAAUGGAUUUGGAAAAUUCCAGAAAAUGAUCAUUGCAAUCAACUUCUUGGGUCGCUUCACGCUUCCUUGCCACUUUGUGCUGAAUAAUUUUAUCGCAGCAAUACCAGCUCACCACUGUGACAUCAGCUCGUUAGAUGAUUUUCUGAAUUUAUCUCAGGCAGAAAGAAUUACUGUGAGUAUCCCGGUCGAGACAGAUGGGAGUCCCAGCUCCUGUAGGAUGUUUGCGAAGCCUCAGUAUCACCUGUUGCUCAACUCUUCUGAUGCUACUGAUGCGUCCACUGUGCCAUGCCAGGAUGGAUGGGUGUACGACAACACAACCUUCAAAUCAACAAUAACCUCAGAGUGGGACCUUGUGUGUGACAGAAGAGCGAAAAACAAAGCAACAGCCACCAUCUUCUUUGUUGGAGUAAUGUUUGGAGCCAUAGCCUUUGGAAGUCUAAGUGACAGGUUUGGCCGCAGGAUCAUGCUCCUGGUGUCAUAUGUAUCUGGCAUGCUGUUUGCUGUAGCAAGCGCCUUUUCUACGACCUACGUGAUGUUUGCAGUGUUGAGGUUCUUCACUGGGUUCUGCAUCACUGGCAUUGUCAUCGUCUCAUCCGCUCUCUGUGUGGAGUGGGUGGACAUUGAGCACAGAAAACUGGUUGGAGUCAUCGAUAGUUUAUCCUGGACAUUUGGCAGCACAGUAUUUGCAGCAAUUGCUUACUUUGUGACUGACUGGCGUUGGCUCAUUCUAAGUGUUACGUCGCCAUUAAUCUUGGCCAUCAUCACUUGGAGGUGGAUGCCUGACUCAGCGAGGUGGCUCAUUGCCAAUGGAAAACUGGAGCAGGCUCAGACAUACUUGAAGAGAUGUGCCAAGAUAAAUCAAAGAGAAGAUUUCAUUCACACACUAAAUGAAGAGACCUUAUCCACGAUUGUAGACAAGGAGGCAAGAGGACGAACUUAUACGUACCUCGACUUGGUUCGAACACCUAAGAUGAGGAAAAUAGCUCUGAAAACUGGCCUCUUAUGGCUUUGUAUUGCUACAACAUUUUACGGCAUCAGCUUCAACAUCGCGGGCUUUGGCUUGAAUAUCUACCUUACUCAAUUUACCUAUGCUAUAAUUGAGUUGCCAGCCAAGCUAUCAGUUUACUAUUUGCUGGAUAAAAUCGGCAGGCGCAGCACUGAGGUGGGAGCUUUGUUGUUAUCUGCGCUCUGUCUUGGAAUCAACAUUGUGAUGCCAAAAGAUAUGUCUGCGGCCAGAACAGCUGUUGCCGUUAUUGGCAAGGGGUUUUCUUCAGCUUCCUUUGGAACGGUUACGCUGUACAGUUCAGAGCUGUAUCCAACUGUGGUUAGGCAAAAUGGAAUGGGCUAUAACUCCUUCAUGGGUCGGUUUGGUGUUGCUGUGUCUCCUCUGAUCCUGUUACUAGAUGAGGUUUGGAAGGAUCUUCCGCAGGUGGUCUUGUGCUCAACAGCUAUACUGGGAGGACUGGUGGCAAGGACUUUGGCAGAGACACGCAACAGGUGUCUGCCAGAGACGAUUGAAGACGUUGAAGAAACGCAGUUUAACACGAAUCAGAAAGCGUAAAUAUUUUCAUGGAAAAUGCAAACUUAAUUUUGACAGAUUGAUUUGUGGAAAUUUGUAUGCAAUUGAAAGUUGAUGUUUUAUUAUGAAAAGUUGACAUUUUAAGAUUAAAAGCAGGUUUUGCUUGGUAAAGCAGAUGAUGCCAGCUAAUAAAGGAGCCUGAGUCUCAGUUCAC
Messenger RNA from Poecilia latipinna (sailfin molly), 2965 nucleotides. RefSeq names its product solute carrier family 22 member 7-like. NCBI's taxonomy places the organism in Eukaryota, Metazoa, Chordata, Actinopteri, Cyprinodontiformes, Poeciliidae. The transcript has 9 exons. Gene Ontology annotation, molecular function: transmembrane transporter activity. The coding region runs from base 1204 to 2793 and encodes 529 amino acids. Gene Ontology annotation, biological process: transmembrane transport. Gene Ontology annotation, cellular component: membrane. The record is from RefSeq and is a predicted model, not a curated record.